AUGGACAUUACCUCCUUGACCAAUGGAUCAAUGCAGGCUUGGGUCUCCGGGCAUCCACUUGCUUCCCAGCGACAAGCGGGCAAAAAGGGCAUCUACCACUACAGAGUUACCGUUGAUAUGCGAUACUGUUAUGGUUAUAUCAGCUGGUCAGACUCGGUUACUUAUGGCCAUUUUCAAAUAGAGGAGCCAACGAAUAUUCAAUGCCAGGUUUUCCCUUUUAAUGUGGCUACCUGGAACAAGACACAAUGGGCAUUCAACGCAAAAACGUUUAUCCAGGCAGCCCUUGCUGGAAAGACCACUGAUGACAGUUUCUGGACGACUGCGAUGCCCUUAAUUCCAAUCGUUAGUGAUCACUCAUCUAUCCACAGAGUGUUUGGUCCGCCGACAGAGCGGAAACCACGGUGUAGCACAAUCCCUUCAGACUCAUUUGCAAUUGCUGAGGGUGUAAUAAGGGCAUCGAGGACGGGCAUGACGGCUUUGGGAAUGGCACUCCAGGGGCUGGUAAUCGUGACGGCCAUCAUGGCCCUAUGCUUGAUUGUCUGGCCGAGACUGCCACUACUUACAGAGUGGCCUGUACAGUGGCUUGCUUUGGCAGAAGGUUUAGAUCAUGCUGCAGUAAAGGAAGCAGUGAAAGGAGGGAUCACAGCAUCUAGUGUUGAGUCCAGCGCUGUCGUGUUUCUGUCAUUAUCCCAUGGAGGGAGCAACGAGGUGCGUCUAACAGGUGUCAGGUGA
This is a messenger RNA of Fusarium mangiferae, 732 nucleotides long. RefSeq lists its product as uncharacterized. The coding region runs from base 1 to 732 and encodes 243 amino acids. The transcript has a single exon. The record is from RefSeq and is a predicted model, not a curated record. Lineage: Eukaryota; Fungi; Ascomycota; Sordariomycetes; Hypocreales; Nectriaceae.